AUGCUGCGGCCGGACGAGGCGUCCGUCGAGCAUGUGUUCGGUGACGCGUCGUCGCUGGCUUCGGACAACCAAGAUGUACAAUUAACAGACGAAGAGCUGGAGACGUUGCCGGUGAAGGAUUCCCAUCACGCAAUGCUGCUGUUGAGGCUCUCGUUGUUCCACGUUGGUCAGCUGAUAGACAGAGGCGAGCUCUCGGAGCAGUCCUGCACGAACUACCAGCGUUCCACGUCGUGCCUUCUCGGUAUACUGAGGGCUCUUGCCGCCUCGCCGAGCGAGAGGGACGAGCUGGUGGGCGACUACUUCAAGUGCGCGGUUUCGCACCCGUCGUUUCUGGAGGCCUUGGCCCCCGGCGGAGGGCGGCUGGUGGCGGGCUUGUUCGCGGGCACCGUCGAGGCGGCGGCGAAGGCGGUCCCGCGCCGGGAGUUGGCGCCCCUGCGACGGAGGCUGCUGCUCCAGGCCCGCGCGUUGCUGGCCGGCGGUCUCGAGGGCUGCCCCGAGCUACUGCGCGUGCUGGGGUUGUUCCAGUUCGACGUGCAGGAGGCGGGAGGGCUCCUGCGGCAGGCGGCGGCCUCGCCGACGGAGCUGCUCUGGCUGCCCGGCGACCCCGCGCGGCUGUCUCCCGUCGGCUUGCUGCUCGCCCUCCUGCUGAGGAAGGUGUUCCUGGAGCCGUGCCGGGGAGCCCUGGAGCGCGGCGCCGUGCUGCAGGGCGUGGUCGAGGGAGCGGCGCGCCACGUCGUCUCGCUCCAGGACGCACGCCUCGAGGACGUGUCCCAGCUGGAGGGAGGGCUCUUGCAGUUCCUGAAGAAGUACCCUCACUACCUGGAGCACGUGCCUGAAGAGCUGCUGAGGGGCCUGCUGGGGAACCCGGACCGCUCCGGCACGGCGGCGAAGCUGUGCGUGCUGCUGGUGGGGAGGAGUGCGCGGCUGGCGGCCGUGUUUUCCGAGCUGGCGCUGGAGCGCGCGCACGUGCUGGAGUCGGCCAUGUGCUUGUUCGCCGUGCUGUCGGCCGCCCUCGCGCACGGCCCCGGAGCCGUGGACGCCGCGCUGCUGCGGCGCGUGUACGAGCGCUACCGCGGCCCCAUCUGCCGUGCGGUGGUCCAGUCCGAGGACGUGCCAGCCUGGGUGACGAGACACGUGGACGCCGUCGUCGCGCUCAUCGACACCUGCAUGGGCGCGGAGACGUGCCGGGAGCUGUGCGCACGGGUGGCGGAGGAGGGCGCGGUGCGCGACACGACCCACCAGCGCCUCCUGCACGCGGUGUUCGCGCGCUCCGGCCGGGAGGGGGACGCGUGGUGCGCCGUGCUGCUGGGGGCGUGCCGGGACGAGACCGUGCUGCACCGCCUGGACCAGCUGGUCCUGGGGCUGCAGAAGGGCGCCGCGCUGGCCGGGACCCGCAGCCUCGCGGCCGUGCGGGAGGACGGGCGCUGGUGGGAGUUGGCGCGGCUGGCGCUGGCCCGGGGCAUGCAGGGGUCGCCCCGGCUGCUCGCCGCGCUGGCGGAGCUGUGCGGCGUGCUGUACGAGGACGGCAGCGACCACCCGCGCGCCACGGAGCUCUUCAGCGCGCUGGCGGCGCACCCUGGCUUCCUGCCCUCCCUCAUGGGCACGGCCGCGGGGAAGAGGCCGGUGCUGGAGCUGUGGCUGGCGCUGACGAAGAAGGCCCCAGCGGUAAUGAGCCCCGCCCACGUGCCGACGCUACUGGGCGCGUACGGGGCGUCUCUGUCCCUCGCCGACCAACUCGUCCUAUUGCUGCUGCGGCGGUACGAGGGCGGCGGGGUGAGCCUGGAGGGGUGCCGGCCCUACCUGUGGGGGCACGCAGCGGCCGCCCACUACGGGGCGCGCCCCCCGCUGGCCGCGGCCCUGUGGCAGCAGCCCAGUGUCGCCCAGGUGCUGGAGCUGCUCUCCGAGGACAAGGUCACCAGCACGCUGCAGCGCUUCCCGCUGGACCGGCCCCUCCACGUGGAGGGGCAGCCGCACGCCGACCAGCCGCGCGUGUACGACCCGGCGUUCUUCCUGCCGCUGCUGAGCCACCUGCUGAGCCCGGAGAACGAGGUGCGCGUCAGCAAGGUGCACGGCAGCGGCGCGCUGGCCCUCUGCAUCGCCGCGCUGUCCAGCGACCACCGCCGCCGUGCGCCAUGCCGCCUGCCACGCCUCGCGCGCUUCUACUGCCAUGUGGAGGCCAGCUGGCAGAGCAAGGAGAAGCAGCUGUGGCUGCACGUGGUGGACGCGCUGCGCCGCGCCGCGCCGGGCGGCCCCGAGGUGCCGCAGCUGCCCUCUGUGGUGACGCUGCACCUCGCGCACGCCACGCGCCUCAUCUCGAACCCCAGCAGCCCGCUGGGCGCGGCGCUGCACAACUACGUGUGCCUGCGUCCCGCGCUGCGCCUGGACGACGUGCCAGACUUCCUGCGGCUCUUCCACAGCCGCGACGUGCACCACCGGGAGCACCGCCGGUUCAUCCUCGAGUUGCUGCAGCACGGGAUCCGGCGCGAAGCGGACUUCCACCUCAUGCGCAACGCCUUCGUCUACAAGAUGCUGAUGACCUUCUAUUCCUCCGUGCUGGCGGACGACAGUUGCAAGGUGCUGAUCCUGCAAGUGCUGCAGUCCACCGCGCAGCUUCCCGCGGCCGCGGCCGCGCUGGUAUCUAGCCACGGCCUACUGCCGUGGCUGGACGGCGUGGUGGCGCGGCUGGAUAGCAGGCACACGCGCGCCAGCUAUGCCGUGCUGCGCCUGCUCUGCCGGCUGUGGGCCUCGCUGGCCGCGCGGCCGGGCAGCGCCGCGGGCCCGCUGCUGCGCUUGCUGCUGCGCGUGCUGCCAGGCCUGCAGCCCGAGCUGCCCGCGCACGCGCUCGCCGAGUACACGGCCGCACUGUCAGGUGCCGCGGCCUCGAGCCCCCCGGGGGUCCUGGCGUACGAGGACGUCGCCGCGGUGCUCCGCUACUGCCGGCCCGCCCUCGGGCCCCUCGCCGACCUGCACGCGCUGCUGGCGUUCGGGGGCCGCUUCGUGAAGUACAAGCCGUGCAGAGUUGCGAGCACGAAGAAGGGCUUCGCUCGUUCGAACCUGAUCCAGGCCCACCUGCACCUGCGCUCCUUCGUGCUCGCCUGGCUCGAGCGGACGCCACAUCCUGACUAGACGCUUGCAAGUCGCUUGCACCAAAGCUGUGUAUUUUGUUUUUUUUAAUAUUGUUAAAAUAAAUGUGUAAGAUCUCA
Bacillus rossius redtenbacheri is the source of this 3203-nucleotide messenger RNA. RefSeq lists its product as uncharacterized. The record is from RefSeq and is a predicted model, not a curated record. The transcript has 9 exons. Bases 1 to 3126 code for a protein of 1041 amino acids. Gene Ontology annotation, cellular component: nucleolus. NCBI's taxonomy places the organism in Eukaryota, Metazoa, Arthropoda, Insecta, Phasmatodea, Bacillidae. Gene Ontology annotation, biological process: maturation of LSU-rRNA from tricistronic rRNA transcript (SSU-rRNA, 5.8S rRNA, LSU-rRNA); maturation of 5.8S rRNA from tricistronic rRNA transcript (SSU-rRNA, 5.8S rRNA, LSU-rRNA).